AUGAAUGAAAAAUAAGAAUUAAUUCAUUAAAUUACAGAUGAAUCAAUUGACAUAAAUGUUGCUAAAGACUUGUUAUCAGAAGCAGUAAUUGAGAAUCCAAGUAAUUAUAAUUAGUCAUAGUAGAGGUUCUUGGAGUGAUUUUUGAAUAGAAAUUAAAUAUGCAUGCUCUUUGUAUUUUGCAUAACGUUUUGAAAGAGUAUAGUCCUCUUUCAUCUUUGAUAGCAGAACAAUUUCUAAAUAAGAAUAUUUAUGCUUAAUCUUCGAUUGUUAGGAUUUAUUAUUCUUAUUUAUAAAAGACAGCAUCUGUUCAUGAAUUAUAUUAAGCAAUUAAAAAUUAAAAGGUAGAAAAACUAGACAAUCCUUAGAUAGUGGUUAUAACUGCUCAUAAGGUUUAAAAUUUAUCGAAUGUUGGGCUUUAAUUACUUACAUUAUAUACACCCUCAUUCAAAAAUAUGUAAAUAUAAGUCUAUGAAGAUGUGUACGAUUAUGCACAAUUUGUAAAAGAUUAAUUUAUUCAUAUCAUAGGUAUGACUAUUAAAAUAGUAUAGAUAGUUAUCCUACAUUUUCAACAUCAGCAACAAUCAGUUUAUAUUAAAUAUAUAAUGAUGUAUUAAUAUAAGAUGCAGAGUUAAAUGAUUUUAGAAGAUGUUGUUAAGAUAACACUCUUAGAGAACCUAUCAAAUUAAAUAUACAAGAGAGUCUAUUAUCAGAUUUCUUGAGUCUUUCUUCAUCCCUUUUACUUGUAAGUGCUAACACCCUCAGACCUCUCAACAUUCCAACUAAGCUUUUACCAUGUGGAGGUCAAGAAUAGCAAGUUAUGAGAUAUUACAAGAAAUUUUAUUCAAUUAGUUGA
Molecule: messenger RNA, 853 nt
Organism: Paramecium pentaurelia
Lineage: Eukaryota; Ciliophora; Oligohymenophorea; Peniculida; Parameciidae
Source: the annotation of a GenBank genome assembly